Molecule: messenger RNA, 1224 nt
Organism: Paramisgurnus dabryanus
Lineage: Eukaryota; Metazoa; Chordata; Actinopteri; Cypriniformes; Cobitidae
Source: RefSeq, a predicted model, not a curated record
AUGACUCAAACUUUAUAUUUCAGCGUUCUUCUCAUCGCUCUCUGUUCAUUAUCUGAAUGCAUUCAGCGCCGCUAUCACCACAUAAACAUGAAUAAGACCUGGACUGAAGCUCAGAAAUACUGCAGAGAAAACUACACAGAUCUGGCCACAGUCAACAACAUCAAUGACAUGAAACAACUGAUCAUGAGUGUGAAUAACAGCCUGUUGACUAACAUUAAGGAUUUGUUUGUCUGGAUUGGAUUGAUGAAUACAGGUGUUUAUAAAUGGAAGUGGUCUCUGGGUGAUCCUGUGAAUUAUGUAAACUGGUCUAAUGGAGACUCAAAUGGUCCAGGUCAUUGUGUUUAUAUGAGAGAUGGAUCAUGGCGUCAUCAGGACUGUAGUGUGAACAAGAGAUUCAUCUGCUACAAUGAGAACAGUAAAGGAUUCAUCAUUGAAACAUCUGUUAAAACAUGGAGAAACGCUCAGAUCUUCUGCAGACAGCAUCAUACUGAUCUGACCAGUGUGAGGAAUCAGACUGAGAAUCAACAGAUUCAGAAGAUCAUGAAUGACACAAACAUAUCUGAAGUCUGGAUUGGUCUGUUCAGUGACUCAUGGGAGUGGUCAGAUAAGAGCGACUCCACAUUCAGAUACUGGAACUUUGGUGAACCUAAUGGAGGAAAGAGACCACAAUGUACAUCAGUCAAUGUAAAAAGGCAGAAAAAAAUGUAUGAUGCAGGUUGUUAUAAACCCGUCACAUUUGUGUGUUAUGAAGCUCUUUCUACACCUUCUGGAUUGGAAAUAAACACCUCUUUGGGAACGACCCCUCAUGCUGAAGAUCUUUGGGAGGAAGAGGUGGUGACACAGUUACCCGAGGCAGACGAUCAUCUGAUAUUGAUCCAGAAGAAUCUGAGCUGGUCUGAAGCUCUGAGAUACUGCAGAGAGAAUCAUGUGGAUCUGGUUUCAGUUGAUUCAGAAGAGAUUCAGCGCUGGGUGACAGACGUGAUUGAUGAGUCCUCUACUGACGCCGUGUGGAUGGGGUUACGUCACUCCUGUGCUGUUGGUCUUUGGUUCUGGGUGAAUGGAGAGAUGGUCUGCUAUCAGAAUUGGGCUCCAGGGAACGAAACCGCAGUGGACGACUGUGACCAUGAAGUGAAAUCUGGAGCAGUACAGGCCAGUGAUGACGAUCUUCGCUGGAUCGGCAUUCCUGAAUCUGGCAAACUCAACUUCAUCUGCAGCAGAAAAUGA